GAUUUCUAAUAGUAUAGUUUUAGCUACUGGCCGAGGAGCCAGUAGCUUUUGUGGGGGUCAUUAUGGACCUAAUCGUUGAUGGAGUAAACUGCCUUGACUCAUUUAAAGUAACCCUCUGCCGUUUAGAGAAUAGCAAUGGAGACCUCGAUCAAGACAACGAAGGUCAAUUGGAGAAGAUUCAGGCUGCCGCGGCAAUAGCUCGCCGGUUAAGUCUGCUAGCCGAGUCAAUGGAGCAACUGGAGACAGAUUAUGUCCAUGUCAUAUUCAACUCUGAUCGCCCUAUAUCGUCUCAUUGCGAAUCUUUGAUUGAUAUAAUAUUACAUGCAAUAAAAACGUGCCUUUUGCUUCAAAGAGAAUACAAUAUCAGAUACAAUGUCAUCUCAGUUAUUAUGAUUUUAAUGCUGCUUAGCUGUUCGCAUGGAUUUGCUAAUGACAUGAUGCACAUUAUGAUGUUUAUCACUGUCAUUCACCUCAUUUCUGGAGACAUUGAAAUAAACCCUGGACCGCAAUUUAAUGCACAAGAUCUUAAAAAGAAGCCAGAAAUUUCCGAUCUUCAUAGAAUAUUCAUUAAAUUUCGAGCUGCACAUCGUUUCGUAACCAUUGGGGUAGCAUUAAAGGUUGAAGUCAAUGACCUGAUUUAUAGUCCAUUAGAUAUAGAAACAAAACUCUACCUUGUUUUUGACAGGUGGAUAGAGAAGAAUGAAAAUGUUACAUGGGGAAAGAUUGUUGAAGUUUGUGAUGAUUUCGAGUUAGGUUUGGUUUGUGAAGCUAUCUCUGAUUUUUUAUCACGUCAAAGCAAGUAUAAAAGAGAAGCUGAUUUUGAUAGUACUGGCACUGAAAGGACAAACAAGAAUGGAUAUUUUACCAAAACAGAUGUAUUGCUACUUAUAUUUAUUGUACUCGUAUGCUACUUUAUCUGUCUAUCUUGGACAGACUGUAAAUGUUAAGAAUUAAGCCUUGCAUGCAUAAUUAGAGACACGGACUCAAUGCUGCCUGUCCUAUAUUUUUGCUGUCAAUAUGUAUUUCACACAGUUUUGUUAUCAUUAACAAUUUUCUUAUUAAACAAAAUCAUAUAAUUACUAUUGUCCUCCCCUUCCUUUAUUUCUUAGCACCAGCUGCUGCU
Messenger RNA from Amphimedon queenslandica, 1123 nucleotides. RefSeq lists its product as uncharacterized. The coding region runs from base 63 to 947 and encodes 294 amino acids. NCBI's taxonomy places the organism in Eukaryota, Metazoa, Porifera, Demospongiae, Haplosclerida, Niphatidae. The transcript is spliced from 5 exons. The record is from RefSeq and is a predicted model, not a curated record.